ACAGUUUGAAAUUUUGAAAUAAAAUUACGCCUAUGGAACACGUAAAUAGGCAAGUUAAAACUUUGUCAGCUCGGCUAAGCUGUCUUACACGUUAUGUGGUACAUAGAAAACGUCGGUUGGAGUCAGCAUUGGAAAAGAUCAAUGCUCUUGAAAAACAGUUUUCUGAUCAUCUGUCAAAUUGUACACCUUCUUCACGGUGUACACAGCGGUCUAUAGGUUGUCAGGUACCUCCGAAAUCAAAACCUUCGGGUUUUCUGUUGUCAAGUCCAAAGCAUUCAGUCACUAUAUCGUCUGACAUGAGUGAUGUCUGUUCUUCCUCUUCAAGCAGUAGUGGCGCAAUACAAUGUCUCCAAAGAGCAUCCACUUCAGUGGACGAGGAUACAUCAAAAAUGUCUAAGAAACUUGAGAUUCAAAAAUGUCAGGCUGCCAACUCACCUUCCUCUCAAAGAGUUGGGACUACUGGGGCAAAGAAAAGACGCUCCUCAGUUAUACCUGCUUCACUUCGUAAAGCGAAGAAAACUAACAGGACGUCGAAUAAAUCUGCUAGAAUGGAUUAAACCCCUUUAACUUCGAGAAUAUAGAUUAUUCUUCAUCAGUCAAUCAAUCGAUUAAUCAGUCAAUCAACCCUGUUAUAGUACCCAAAACUUCUUUGGGUUAUUGUUAUUAUUAUUUCCUUACUGCCUUUUGUAAUACUAAGAGAACAGAUUAAACUAU
Messenger RNA from Trichobilharzia regenti, 714 nucleotides. The record is from the annotation of a GenBank genome assembly. Lineage: Eukaryota; Metazoa; Platyhelminthes; Trematoda; Strigeidida; Schistosomatidae.